Neltuma alba is the source of this 1571-nucleotide messenger RNA. RefSeq names its product probable protein phosphatase 2C 63. The coding region runs from base 24 to 1169 and encodes 381 amino acids. NCBI's taxonomy places the organism in Eukaryota, Viridiplantae, Streptophyta, Magnoliopsida, Fabales, Fabaceae. Gene Ontology annotation, biological process: protein dephosphorylation. The record is from RefSeq and is a predicted model, not a curated record. Gene Ontology annotation, molecular function: protein serine/threonine phosphatase activity; cation binding. The transcript is spliced from 4 exons.
UCUGUUUAUCUAUAUACGUGAAGAUGAUGAUGAUGCGUUCGUUUCAUGGCUUGCUGGAACACUGUUUUGGCGGGCUUGGGGAUGAAUGCGAUGGUCUUCUCUGGCACUCGGAAUUGAAGCCACACGCCUCUGGUGAUUUCUCCAUCGCCGUCGCUCAAGCCAAUUCCAGCCUCGAAGAUCAGAGCCAAGUCUUUACUUCUCCCUCCGCCACCUACGUUGGUGUCUAUGAUGGCCACGGCGGUCCUGAAGCUUCCAGAUUUGUUAACAAACGCCUCUUUCAUUAUUUACAAAAAUUUUCCGUUGAAAAUGGGGGAUUAUCAGUGGAUGUGAUAAAAGAUGCGUUUCAUGCAAUCGAGGAUGAUUUCUUGAGCUUGGUGAAGAAAUCGUUGCACACAAGUCCCCGAAUUGCUUCCGUAGGAUCGUGUUGUCUCGUUGGUGCAAUUUCUGACAAUCUAUUAUAUGUUGCGAACCUUGGUGAUUCUAGAGUAGUUCUUGGGCGGAGAGCUAUGGUGGGCCACAAUCAUUCGGUGGUGGCACAACGGUUGUCAACUGACCAUAAUGUAUGUAUUGAGGAGGUGAGGAGAGAGGUCGAAUCUCUUCAUCCUGAUGAUGAACAGAUAGUGGUUUUUAGUCGCGGAACUUGGAGGAUUAAAGGCAUCAUACAGGUGUCAAGAUCUAUAGGUGACGUGUAUCUCAAGAACCCUGACUGUUGUAGAGACCCUUUUUUCCAGAAAUUUGGCAACCCUCUUCCUUUGAAACGUCCUGUAAUGACAGCUGAACCAUCAGUCAUUGUCAGGGAGCUUGGGUCACAAGAUUUGUUUCUGAUAUUUGCAUCAGAUGGCCUGUGGGAACAAUUAACUGAUGAAGAAGCGGUUCAGAUUGUGUACAAAUAUCCAAGAGCAGGGAUUGCCAAGAGAUUGGUAAGAGCUGCUCUUGAUUCGGCUGCAAAGAAGAGAGAGAUGAGAUAUAAUGACAUGAAGAAAAUUAAAAAGGGAGUAAGAAGACUUUUCCAUGAUGACAUUACUGUUAUAGUAGUGUAUCUUGAUCACCGAAAGAAGUCCACCUUCAAAGUUAAGAAAAAUGCUCUCGGCUCGAUAAGUGCUCCUAUGGAUAUUUUCUCCCUAAAUAGAAAUGAAACGGAACAGAGUAUCUUUCCUAAAGCUGCCUGAAGAAUAGAUCUUCCCAUGUCUCUACAUGAUAUCAUCGGACUAAUAAAUGGAUGAAGAUGAGUGAUGUAGGUGCAUGCAUGCAGGCUGAGGAUCCUUUGGAAGAAGGGAUGAAAUUUCAGGGAUGGUAACAGUGGUUACUGAAAAAUUAUCAUUGAUGCCAAUAAGCAUGUACAUAGUUUGAGUUCUCUUUUUUAGGUCGCUGAUCUCAAUUUUGUUUCUCAGGUUCUUUGAGAUGGUAAGAAAAUAAAUUUCAAUUUGAUUGAUUUCUAAUCAUGUUGAUCUCCUUCUAUGGGCAUGACCAGUGGUAAUUUAAGAGCAGGGUCAUGAUAAUGAACUAUGAUUCUGGCAUUUGAAAGACAUUUGGUGAUCUGAUUUAUUUUAUUAAAAUUAAUUAUUUGCAUC